UCUCUUAAAAUACAAGGAAUACGAAUUAAAAAUUGUGAAACGAAUAAAUAAUCUAAUACAUGUGUAAUAUCUCGUCGCCGUAUUAAACACAAGUUUUUACUUAUUUUUUAUUGUUAAAAGUAUUUAAAAGUACGUGGGCCAAUGCUUAAAUUUGAACGCGGACGACUGAAAAUGUGUGUGUAUUGUGUAUACGAAUAAAUGUAUGUAGAAGUGCAUAUUCGCUAAACGAACUCCUGAAAUGUAAUAAUAAAUCGAUUCUGCGUUAAACUACUCAACUAAUGGGAAACGAUUCAAGUAGUACGCUUAUUUUAAGCAAACCCGGAUCAAAACAAGAAAAAUACAGGAAAUCAGCUAGCGUCCUGUACCACCAAUGCUACAGCAUACAUACAAUUGUGUUUGUAUGUAUGCAGCUGCAUCAGAAAAUGCAGCAUGCCAUGGAACUUGAAUGACUUGUGAUGCUGUCCGCACCAUGCAAGCGACCUAAUAUUUUUGUAUAUGAAAGAAAUCGAAAUAAAACAACUGACAAAAUCCUCGAAGAUUCAAAAUGCCAUCAACGUGCUAUGGAGUCCAUAGACGAGAUUGUAAAAGCGGUUGCAUAGUCAGGCGAAACACCAUUUCUUCCAUGGGUAAAUUGGCUUCCUUACAAAUUAAAUUUCACAAAAUAAGUGAUGCUUUGGUGCCGUCUACACUAAUUCAUCCGAUUUCAAUGCCAUCAUCUAAACCAGUGCACAAUAUAUCUCGCUAUAUUGCAAGGAUAUCGUUAUUAUGCAUAAGUUGGCUGAUUGCAAUUCAAUACAAUAUAAGAUUGACCCACGCCGAUCAAGUUGUUCUCUUGGACACCACCAGAGAAGCUACUCUGGAAUGGACACGAUAUCCGUAUGGUCCGCAGGCUCAAACUCCCGGCUGGGUAGAAGAAUCAUUUACAGACUUUGUUAAAGGCAUUAACUGGAGGAGCUAUGUUGUUUGUGAUGUUGCAUAUCACAAUGUUAACAACUGGCUGUGGUCGCCGUUUAUUGAUCGAGGACCGGCCAACAGACUUUAUAUUGAAAUUCAAUUUACAAUACGGGACUGUUCCCUAUUCCCAGGAAAUGCUUUGUCUUGCAAAGAAACAUUUAGUUUACUCUUCUACGAGUUUGACGCUGCAACUCGCGAGCCCCCGCCUUGGCAAACUGAUAGCUACAGACUUAUAGCUCGGAUUGCUGCUGGAGAAGGUCGAUUCAAUCAGAACUCCGAUGUGGAUAUCAACACAGAAGUGAAGAGCAUAGCUGUGAACAAAAAGGGAGUAUAUUUUGCCUUUAGAGAUCAGGGCGCGUGCAUAAGCGUCCUCGCAGUAAAGGUCUAUUACAUUACGUGUCCGGCUGUCACUGAAAACUUUGCACAUUUCAACGAAACGCCUACGGGAAAGGAGAUCACUAUUAUUGAAAAACAGAAUGGAACGUGCGUAGAAAAUGCUGAGCCCUAUGAACCACCCACAUAUCUUUGCAAGGGGGAUGGAAAAUGGACGAUUCUUACCGGCGGGUGCCGUUGCAAGGUCGGCUACGAACCAAACGAUGUCAAAAAAACAUGUACAGAAUGUCCCGUUGGCACAUUUAAAUCGCCUGAGGUUCGGAAAUGUAUGCCGUGCCCACUUCACUCUAAUUCUUCAAAAACAGGCUCAGCGUUUUGCAUGUGCUUGCCAGGAUACUAUAGACAUCCGCGGGACGGUCGACACAUUCCAUGCUAUAGUCCACCAGCUGCACCAACAAACCUCACCUUGUUGUUUGUGGACCAAACAAGUGCAAUACUAUCAUGGAGUGCACCAACUAGGAAUGAAUCGCAGCUAGUUGAAGGCCCGGGCCAGCUUCACAGCUAUCAUAGCGAUGUUGUGUACAAGAUACGCUGCAGCAUGUGCAGCCCAAAUGUAAUGUUUAACCCGUCCACAGAUACAUUUAACGAAACAAAAAUUACGCUGACUAAUCUCGAUCCCGUAACGACAUAUACGGUACAGAUUCACUCUACUAACGGCAUAUCUUAUCUCGUUGACUCGAUUUUUCAUUCAAACGAAACGACAGCAAACAGUGAAAUUGCCUUUGCUAACGCGUCUACUGCAAGCAAUCUGCUUGAUUUGAAUGAAAUAAAGACAGAGCAUGCGGAAAUAAUUUUUACAACUGAAUCUGCUCUUCUUUCAACCGUGUUCAAUUUACGAAUUUUGGCCAUAACCAGCAAAGAUGCCGAUCUGGAAUGGGACAAGCCCUUGCAGAACGAUGCUCCUUUGGAGUUUUAUGAAGUGCGAUGGUUUCCUAAGAUCGAAUUGGAUUCCAUAAAUAAAUCAGCCUUGAAUACAAAGGACACGAAAGCACACAUCGAAGGACUGCUGGAGAGUACAGAAUAUGGCUUUCAAGUUCGCUGUAAAACUAUUAAUGGCUUCGGCUCUUAUAGUAAUAUGAUAUAUGCCCAAACGCUUCAGUCUGUAAGCUCUGUAUAUGACGAUUCUGUCCAAAUACGAUUCAUAGCUGGUGCGAUUGUGACGGGCGUGCUUUUUCUGGUUAUUUUUAUUGUUGCCACCGUCUACUUUAUGCGAUCUAAGCAUCAAGAUGAACUCGAUAAGAAGUCUACAAAUCAUUUGCCUUUACCAAUGGACUAUGCCAGUAAUGAAGUUAAUUCUAUGGAUACUACUCCAAUUGUCAAGACUCUACAUUCAAACGUGACAACGCCCCUGUUUGGAAACAGUCGGAGCUACGUCGAUCCUCAUACAUAUGAGGAUCCUAAUCAGGCUAUACGGGAGUUUGCACGUGAAAUAGAUGCCAACUAUAUAACUAUAGAAGCAAUUAUUGGAGGUGGAGAAUUCGGUGAUGUAUGCCGAGGUCGUUUGAAGAUACCUCCCAACUUUGUGCAGGAUAUUGACGUGGCAAUAAAGACAUUGAAACCAGGAUCUUCGGAAAAGGCACGUUGUGAUUUUUUGACUGAAGCCUCAAUAAUGGGGCAGUUCGAUCAUCCGAAUGUAAUAUAUCUACAAGGAGUAGUUACACGCUCCAAUCCGGUUAUGAUAAUAACGGAGUACAUGGAAAAUGGCAGCUUGGACACAUUUCUGCGAGUGAAUGACGGCAAAUUCCAAACGCUUCAGCUGAUUGUAAUGCUCCGUGGCAUCGCAAGUGGCAUGUCCUACCUGAGUGACAUGAACUAUGUGCACAGAGACUUGGCGGCAAGGAAUGUUCUCGUUAAUGCCCAAUUGAUUUGCAAAAUUGCGGACUUUGGUUUAUCACGAGAAAUCGAAAAUGCAAGUGAUGCGUACACAACACGGGGCGGUAAAAUACCGGUACGUUGGACUGCCCCAGAAGCAAUUGCAUUUAGAAAGUUCACGUCCGCAUCGGAUGUUUGGUCUUACGGAGUAGUUUUAUGGGAGGUCAUGUCCUAUGGUGAACGUCCAUACUGGAAUUGGUCAAAUCAGGACGUAAUCAAGAGCAUUGAAAAGGGCUAUCGCCUACCGGCGCCAAUGGAUUGUCCAGAAGCUCUUUAUCAGUUGAUGUUGGAUUGCUGGCAAAAGCAGCGAACGCAUCGUCCCACAUUUGCCAGCAUCGUUUCGACGCUUGACAACUUAGCGAGACAACCACAGUCAUUGCUGACAACUCGCAAUUCCCCGGAAACAGACGGUUCUCAUAUUUUGGAUACACAACGUGGACAGAACAUGUUCAUAAGCACAGACUUAUGGUUGGAGAAUAUUAAAAUGUCAAGAUACUGUCAACAUUUUAAAGAGGCUAAUUUACUGAAUGCACAACAGAUCUCUAGGUUAACAGCUCAACAGCUUUCGGACAUGGGGAUCACUUUAGUAGGACAUCAAAAAAAGAUUUUGCACCAAGCCCGACAACUGGACACAAUUAUAUAAUUGAUAUAUUUUUUAUUUAGUAGCAUAAACCAUUAAGCUGUACAUAUAAAUAUUUAACACAAGACACACAAAUGCAUACAUUUAUACAUAUACAUAUACAGGCAAAGGACACGUGUUAAAUACAAAACAAGAAAAAACCAUAC
Messenger RNA from Drosophila guanche, 4005 nucleotides. It is a transcript of the gene Eph, whose product is annotated as ephrin type-B receptor 1-B. Gene Ontology annotation, cellular component: plasma membrane; neuron projection. The transcript has 14 exons. Bases 545 to 3862 code for a protein of 1105 amino acids. Gene Ontology annotation, molecular function: protein binding; transmembrane-ephrin receptor activity; ATP binding. Gene Ontology annotation, biological process: protein phosphorylation; cell surface receptor protein tyrosine kinase signaling pathway; axon guidance. The record is from RefSeq and is a predicted model, not a curated record. Lineage: Eukaryota; Metazoa; Arthropoda; Insecta; Diptera; Drosophilidae.